GAUAAGCGGCGGUCAUAGUUCCAGCUGAGCCUCAGGUCAAAGACCGAGGAAAAGCGACUGGGAGUUUCUCACCGAACCUAGGGAGCGAAAAGUUCUGCAGAGGAGGAACGCGCGGCAGUUUCGGGCGAAGGAAGAACAGCGUAUUAACAACUCAAUAGGCGUCCGACCCGCGCUCAGCUCUGCGGUCGGUGAGAAGUUUCUCGUCUCUGUGGUGGGAAGCUGCACAAUCCUCGGCAGUGUUUUGAGACUGUGCGGCCCCACCAUCACCAGAACCAUCCGAGAACGAGAACCGUCGCUGCUGGAGACUAACCCUAUUCCCCCAGUCGUCACCUGGACACUUUUCCGACACUGACUUCUACUUUAUCUUCUACUAAAUCUGGGCUUUACUCAACCACUUGAAGGAGAAUUGUAGCGCGAGAAGAGCAGAUAUGACGGCCGAAAAGGAGAAGAAGAGGAGCAGCUCCGAGCGUCGUAAGGAGAAGUCACGGGACGCGGCUCGCUGCAGACGCAGCAAGGAGACUGAGGUUUUCUAUGAGUUAGCUCACCAGCUACCUCUUCCCCACAGCAUCAGCUCUCACCUGGACAAGGCCUCCAUUAUGAGGCUGACUAUCAGCUUCCUGCGUACCCGCAAGCUGCUUGCCGCAAGCUGCAGAAACAGAAGCAGUGAGGGCAAUGCAGAUGAACAGAUGGACAGUCAGUACCUGAAGUCACUGGAGGGCUUUAUCACCGUGGUUACAUCAGAGGGCGAUAUUAUUUUCCUGUCGGAGAACAUCAACAAGUUCCUGGGGCUCACACAGGUGGAGCUUACUGGACACAGCAUAUUUGACUUCACUCAUCCAUGUGACCACGAGGAGAUCAGAGAAAACCUCAGUUUAAAGACAUCUGGCAGUGGCUACAGCAAGAAAGGAAAAGAGCCGACCACAGAGCGAGAUUUCUUUAUGAGAAUGAAAUGCACAGUGACCAACAAGGGGCGCACGGUCAACCUCAAGUCGGCCAGCUGGAAGGUCCUUCACUGCACAGGACACCUGAGGAUGUACAAUGGGAGCUCUCCCAGAGUGAUGUGCGGCUUCAAAGAGCCCACGCUCACCUGUGCAGUUCUGAUGUGUGAACCUAUUCCGCACCCAUCAAAUAUUGACACACCAUUGGACAGCAAGACCUUCCUAAGUAGACACAGCAUGGACAUGAAGUUCACCUAUUGUGAUGAGAGGGUGAAAGAUCUGAUGGGCUACACUCCUGAGGACCUGCUGGGUCGUUCUGUCUACGACUUUUAUCACGCCCUUGACUCUGACAGUGUCACCAAAAGCCACCACAACUUAUGUUCCAAGGGGCAAGCAGUGAGUCGUCAGUACCGAAUGCUCGCCAAGACUGGAGGCUACAUCUGGGUGGAAACUCACGGAACCGUGAUCUACAACAGUCGCAACUCCCAGCCCCAGUGCAUUGUGUGCAUUAACUAUGUCCUCAGCGACAUUGAGGACAAGUCCACAAUCUUCUCCCUGGAGCAGACAGAGUCUCUGUUUAAGCCGCAGCACAUGAGCACCUUCUUCAAUUCAGAAGGUGCAGGUGUGACAGAAGAGGCAUCAGACGCCCUGUUCACCAAAUUCAAAGAGGAGCCCGAGGACUUGGCCCAACUUGCCCCAACACCUGGGGACACGAUCAUCCCUCUUGACUUUGGUCAUGCUCAGUUUGAGGCAACUCCUGCAGCUAUGCCACCCCCAAGACCUCCAUCCUGGGCAACUGAUAGUCACAAGCCUGGACGUCUGGUUUCUGGCCAAGUGUCAGCUCUGGGUGCAGAAAAUGUGACUAACAUGGCCAGUAUACUAACAAUGCAGCAGAAUACUGCACCAGGCAUUGCCACACCAAGCCUCAGCAGCUGCUCUACACCCUGCAGCCCAGCUGAUUACUACAGCUCAGUGGAGAGUGACCCGAAGGUGGAGCUGACUGAGAAACUGUUUUCUCUGCGCAGAGAGGAGAACGACAGCCCUGCGAACACUGAGAUGGAUUUAAGUAACUUGGAUUUGGAGACUUUGGCUCCUUACAUCCCCAUGGAUGGAGAGGACUUCCAGCUAAAUCCCAUCAUUUCAGAGUCCGAGUCCCUGGAGAGAAAUCCAGUUGGAUCUGUUGGGACUAACAACAGUAGCAACAGUAGCUCUCCAAAAACACACCAGCAGAGCUUUUGCAACAUCACCAGCCUCUUCCAGCCCCUGCCUUCCUCUUCCCAGACCAAUGUCCGCUACCAGCCUGGACAUUCUGCAUCCUGGGCAACAGGGGAAAAGAGCAACCACUCGACUGCAAACAACCACGUAUCGUCAUAUACGAUGGGUCCCAUUCAGAAUCCCCCGUAUCAGGCCCCAGCCAGCACUCCUUUGUCCUCUAUGGGUGGUAGGCAGAAUCUGCAGUGGCCUCCAGACCCACUGUUAACCUACCCACAACAGCUACCAACCAGCAGGGCCUACCUGAUAGACACUUUGUCAGGAGAGAUGCGUACCUCCAGUGAACAGGACCUGACGAAAAACAAGCUGCCAAGGUCUGUUGACUUCUUACAAGGAUACAGAGACAUGAGUCCAGCCAGAGUGGCCAUCAGCAACAAUAUGAAGCGCUCCUUCACCCAGAUGGCUUUGGGUGACAGUAAGACACCUGAGAUGAUGUGGAAGAAAAUGAGGAGUGAAAGCGGUCAAACCAUGGAUCGGUCCCUCAGCGCUGGAUCAUUGGCAGAGCUAGGAAUGGGCAGAACCUUGCCCGGCAACAUGCCUUCAUGUUUCAUGCUCCAGCAUAGGAAGUCUCAGUACACAGGCAAUGGAAUAGCUGGCCGAAGCGGUCAUUUUUUUCCUUCAGAGAACUGCAACUACAGCAGUUAUAACCUGCUGCCACCUCGAAAGAUGGAGGGUAUAGCUAGCCGUUUGUUUGGCGCUUCUUUCGAGCCCUCCUGUCUGCCUGAGUUGACCCGAUACGACUGUGAAGUCAAUGUCCCUCUGCAGGGAAACCUGCACCUCCUCCAGGGCUGUGACCUGCUGCGAGCUCUGGACCAGGCCACCUAAAGGCACACAAUCAAACUACACCACAGACCAAGAAUUAAUCCCAGCCCAGAACUUUAACUUUUUUCAGAAAAGCAGUUUGUAACCUUCAGACCUUCACUAAGCCCUCUGAAGGGAAUGGUAUUUAAACUCACAUCUGCCUUAUUUAGCUUAAAGGACUCACUCUCUCCUGUACUUUGGUAUUAUACCCUUUCUUUGACCCAUACCCCCACGAAUUGAAAUACUAUUGAGAACCAGAUAACAUGUAUAUUUUUAUCUUUACAAACCACUGUAUGAGUUGCUGCCACCUAGUGACUGGAGGCCUGUUUAUUAUUCAAGCGAAAUACUGUAUUACAGUAUGACUGCCCCCAACUUGAUCAACAAAGUAGGGCAGUUCAACACAGCUUCAGGGAGUCCUUUGAAAAGAACUGUGGAACUACAUGUGAACAUGAAGUACCUAGGUGUACUUACUCAUGGCUCUGGUUACAUUGACAGGUUUUCUUUUCUCAGUGACACCUGGCUGAAGCCAUGAUUUUUAAAACAGAAAGACAGGGGGCACAACUAGCGUCAUUACUUGCUCCACUCAACUGCCACCAAACUUUUAGCUUUUUUUUUGUCAUCGUUUGUCCUAAGACAAACGAUGACAAAAAUCAAAGGCAUUCUCUUUUUUUCCACCUUUUGUGGAUAACCACACAAAAUUAGUUAUCAGUGGCGUUCGUUGACGCACAGCUUGAAUAUGACUAACGCAUACACGGCCGAACAACAUUACAUUACAUGUAUUACAGGUUCAGUUUUAAAGACUUGCAACCGCUUUUAUUGUUACAGCCAGUCUGCUUCGGAAUGACUGUCAUGAACGUUUUCACACUUACUACGAGGACACCAUAACAUAUCACUACUGUUCUGUUCACCCCAACCCACCCUCCCCCACCCCAUUUCUUUUUACCUACAGAGUAUUUUAUUGUGUUUCAAGCUGAGCGACAUACUAAUGACCAUAUAUUGCAAUAUAUAUGUACUCCAUUAUAAGUUGAGCAUUUUUCAUAGAUUUACAGGAUAAAGUUGUGUCUCUAUUAUUACUUGUUAUGUAAGUAGAUCAGGUGACUACAGGGUUUAUGUUCCUAUUGUGCAAUUACUUUAUUGAAAUUAAGCUUAUAUUUAUACAUAUUGAUUUAUACUGAUAUAUCUAUAUAUAUAAAUACAUAUACACAUAUACCUUAUAUGCAGUCAGUAGCAAAGCUAAAGCCUUACUUACCAAAUUGAUCAUAUGUUUCAGUAACAUGGCCUACCACACACACACACACACACGCACACACACAUUUGCCACACACACUAAUCUGCUCACAUUGAAUGUUUUUCUCUUCCAGUAUUUAGUUUCAUUAGGGUUGUCUUUCCUUUUUUUUUUUUUUUUUUUUUUACAAGUUACCAUUGGUUUCUAUUCAUUUCUGUGUCAAGUGAGAAUUAUUUAUCAGCCUUUUUGAAAAAAAAAAGGUAAAUGACGAGUCACCAUUUACUGUAUGUGUCAAAGUGAACUCUUCUGUGCGAGUAUUAAAGGCAUUUAUUGCA
Molecule: messenger RNA, 4571 nt
Organism: Cynoglossus semilaevis (tongue sole)
Lineage: Eukaryota; Metazoa; Chordata; Actinopteri; Pleuronectiformes; Cynoglossidae
Gene: epas1b
Product: endothelial PAS domain protein 1b
Exons: 16
Coding region: 429-3035 (868 amino acids)
Biological process (GO): cellular response to hypoxia; regulation of transcription by RNA polymerase II
Cellular component (GO): cytoplasm; transcription regulator complex; nucleus
Molecular function (GO): protein dimerization activity; RNA polymerase II transcription regulatory region sequence-specific DNA binding; DNA-binding transcription factor activity, RNA polymerase II-specific
Source: RefSeq, a predicted model, not a curated record